UUGCCUCUUUAAUCAGGACAACAGUUUUCAGCUGUGCUAACAUAAUUGCAAAAGGGUUUUCUAAUGAUCAAUUAGCCUUUUAAAAUAAUCAACUUGGAUAAGCUAACACAACGUAGGCACCCCCGGUUCCAUCCGCAGCGACCCAGGACUGACGUCACCACAGAGUUUGGGAACAGACAGAUAUAGGGAAUGUAAUGACACAAGUAAUUGAGUCCACGUGAGUCCAAUGAUUGCUGAUGUGUGUGACGGGGGGAAGGCAGGUGUGCGUACUGAUUGUGUCUUGAGUGCGUAAUGCCCCUCGAGCGCCAGGGGAGGAAGAGCAGGAGCAGGUGUGACUGCAAUGACGAGUCAGCCUAUAGGGAGGAGACAGCUCUCGAAAUGGUCUCAAACUGGUCGGUGGACCCUUUAAUGGAGUGUAACCACACAGCAGCCUGGAAUUGGGUGUACUCCAUCCAGCCAGUUUACAUGUCCGUCAUCUGCCUGCUGGGAAUGGUGGGCAACACCUUCGUGCUGUGUGUGUUCUGCUUCCAGAAGAGACACAGCACAGUGGCAGACAUCUACCUGGGGAACCUGGCUGCUGCAGACCUCCUCAUGGUGUCCUGCCUGCCCUUCUGGGUGGUGGCGGUCAUACAGGAGUUCCACUGGCCAUUUGGUAAGCUUAUGUGUCAGCUGGUGAACAUUGUCAUUGGGAUGAACUACUACUGCAGUGUCCUGUUCCUUACGCUGGUGAGUGUGGACAGGUACCUGGUGCUGGCACGUCCCCUGUCGUCCCAGGGCAGGGGAAGAAAACCAGCCUGGGCCAGCGGGAUCUGCCUGGUUGUCUGGGUGGUGGGCGCUCUUCUCAGCCUCCCAGCCCUGCUCUUCCGAUCCGUCCAGUUCUUCCCCCAACUGGGGGUGGAGGCGUGCUACAUGGCAUACCCCCACGACGGCUGGAGGCUGCGCUACAACCUGACCGUCAACAUAGUGGGCUUUCUGGUUCCUAUACCCGUUGUGUCCUUCUGCAGCUACCACAUCAUCAGUGUCCUACGGGACAACCAGGCGAGCAGGAUGAGGAGCACGACGGCGGCAGGCACAGAGAGGAAGGCCGCCCACCUGGUGCUUAUCGUCCUGGCCAUCUUCAUCCUCUGCUGGCUGCCCUACCAGGUCGUCAUCUUCCUGGAUACCCUGUAUUACUAUGAGGUCAUCUCUGGCUGCGGCUGGGUGGAUGUAUUAGAAAUCAGCACUCAACUGGCUACCUACCUGGGCUACAGCAAUAGCUCACUGAACCCUUUUCUGUACGUGAUUGUGGGGAAGCACUUUAAGCAGAGGGCAAGAGGGGUAUGUAGACAGAUGAUGUGCUGUGGAAAGGGAAGGAAGUCCUAUCAUAUUGUCAAUCUCAACUCCACCAUUAAGUACACAGACUCCACUAAGGUAUGAUUUAUAAACCCCAAACAACCAUGUCAUUUUAUGGCACAUAUUUCUGCACUAGCAUCACUGUUUUGUGUAACAGCAACUUGUGAAUGUGUUUUGUGUUUACAUUGUAUUUAGCUUUUGUGUGUUUUCUUUAAAUCAAAUCAAACUUUAUCUGUCACAUGCGCCGAAUACAAGUGUAGACCUUACCGUGAAAUGCUUACUUACUAGCCCUUAACCAACAUCUCAGUUAACAAGAGGUUAAGAAAAUAUUUACAAAAUAA
Molecule: messenger RNA, 1673 nt
Organism: Oncorhynchus keta (chum salmon)
Lineage: Eukaryota; Metazoa; Chordata; Actinopteri; Salmoniformes; Salmonidae
Product: B2 bradykinin receptor-like
Exons: 2
Coding region: 292-1416 (374 amino acids)
Biological process (GO): immune response; neutrophil chemotaxis; G protein-coupled receptor signaling pathway
Cellular component (GO): membrane
Molecular function (GO): bradykinin receptor activity
Source: RefSeq, a predicted model, not a curated record